Molecule: messenger RNA, 5184 nt
Organism: Porites lobata
Lineage: Eukaryota; Metazoa; Cnidaria; Anthozoa; Scleractinia; Poritidae
Source: the annotation of a GenBank genome assembly
AUGUUUGGCCACACGAUGGCAGUUCUGCAGUUCAGUCAGCAGAAAAUGACCCAGGUAAAAUGUUUGAACUUUCAUCUUACUUUGUGCCUGCUAGACUGCUAAUACAGCCGUCUCCAUGAAACGUCUCUAGCUCUAGUGGCAAGGAGUGAAAGAGGAUAGCUAUAUUCACAGUCAGACUACUUAUUUUGUUAGCCAAAAGUAAUAUGUUAUUGUUAAAUGCCUUGUGAACUUUAUACAGCUGUACAUGUACAUGAGCAUGCCCUGUCUCAGGCCUUCAAUGUUAUUGAUAUUAUUCUUUUUCAGGAGGAAAUUGAAGCUGAGAAAAACCGUAUCUGUGAGUAUUUCAAAACUGGGGAAGGCAAAGACGUUCAGCUCACAUCGCUUUAUCUUCAAAUAAACCCUACAAGGUUUGUGUUGCUUAAAAUUAAUUAUGAAUCAUUAUUAUUUGAGGAUAGCUUAAAACAACUGCAUGCCAGUCAAUUAGUAGCUCCCAGUUAUGUGUUGUGAUCGUUAUCCUAUAGUAUUAUUCCAGUGUUGUCACCAGGAUUUUGCCUUGGGAGUCCCAGGGCCCCCUCUGUUGAGAAAUAGGGGCCCUGUAAGAACAUUAGGUGGACAAAGUUACUCAUGACCCACGAUUGUUGUGGAAAAAUUCUUUGUGAUUCUUCAUGAUCUGUUGGUGAAUUACUUACCUGAUCCAAUAUGGCAGACGGGGUGUUUAUGAUUCGAUAAUGGUGCAUGCGCCAAUCUUCACAGUGUACGUGGGACCAACGAAAGUAAGGAAAUAAAUUUGAAGACUUUGAAUCUUUUGAUAUCACAGGGUUGUUAAAAGUAGCCGGCUGCCGGCGAAAAUUGCCACGUACUUGGUUAUUAUAGGCCGGCUACUCUGCUUGGCUUUUCUUUACGGACGGCGUUUUUUAAAUAAAAUGUCCCUGGACUGUCCGCUUACUUUCACAACUCAGCGCGUCUACUUCGAAACUUUCUGAUAACCCUGAUAUCAUGUUUUUUAUUUAUUCGGCCAAGCAAAAUGCUGGGGUGUUAGAUUGACCAUUAAAACUACUUAACUGUAGACGUUCUAAAGUCUGUUUGACUUGUAGCAUGCCCCUUUGCCCUAAUCCCAUCUCCUUGGCUUUUUAUGCGCCAUCUCAGAUUUUCUUGCGGGAAUCCCACAAGCCCGUGGCCUGGUGAGAACUGGUGAUUAUUACCUACAUAAAUUGUUGAUUUUAUUAGUGCUGGUGUGAUUUCCUUUGCAGAGCUGUUGGUGGUAAUGCAGAAGCUCCAUUUGCACACAUUAUGGGUGAAGAGGUGGGUUCAACCAUGUCCCUUAUGUAGGGCUAAGACUUUGGAAGGAAAGGCAUGCUUGAAGCAAACGCUUUAAAUCCUCUCUGAGAUGACAUGAACAUACUCCUGUUUGCUAAGAACUUGAAGUUAUACAUGUUUGUCCUUAUAAACCCUGGUCAAAGACCUUUCAGCAAUAUGCAGUAUAAUUAUACCUGGAAUUUCAUGGUUAUUAUAAAGGAUGUUUUUAUGUGAUUCAUGAAAGGAAAUUUUUUUGACCAAGGUACCUCCCUCAAUAUUAUUUUUUUAGCACAUUUACGAGGAGCUUUGUGGACUGAAGUUCAGAAUCUCUGCAGAUUCAUUCUUUCAAGGUAAAUCUGUUAAAAUAAUUUGUAUUGAAACUUGAAAUUCCAGCAAGGAUAAAACAUUGUUUGCUUCUCCCUUUAGUAAUGUCACUAUCAUCAGCAAUUAACUUUUUAAUUAUUUUGCCAGUUGAAAUUGUUCACUGUGCGAAAAUUUAACAAACACAAAGAAAAUACAACAAGUGGCAAAGCUAUUUGAGCUGGGUUGUUGUUGUUGUUCUUGUGCUUGGAUUUAAUUAUGAUCGUUUGGUUUUCUCUUAGUUAACACAAAGGCAACUGAAAAGCUGUUUGACUUGUUGAAAGAAUGGUGUGGGGACAACCUGGAUGAGACAGUGGUACUUGGUAGGAAAGAACUAUUUUAGUCAUUAAAGGGGGGUGUUAUACGCAAAUUAAUGCCCCCUCUCCAAUUCUAUUUCUGCCCAUAACUCUUCUUUCUAGUGUCUGUGCUUGGCUUGAAACAACAUUGAGUUUUAGCUCAGAUUAAUUUACCUUUCCAAGAGACUCAGCUGAAAUUUUCCUUUGCAUUUUCUGUGUAACUUAAUGCACUCCUGAAAGCAAAUAGAACUCAAAUGAGUAUCGCGUGUUAAGGACUGAACUGCUUUAUGACGAAAUGAAAUGGGACAGCUUCAAGUAUGGCCAGGCAGUACUUCAGUGGGGGUACAUGUUUUGCUCCAUGGCAAGACUAGUGUCCCCAUCCUCCCCUGGCUUUGGCGCGGCCUCUGUUCUGUUUUGUUCUUAAAAUGUUUAAACUGACCAUGGAAUAGCGAAAUCUAACUUUAACUGGUUUUCUUUUAAAACACUAUGUUGUACCCAGCACAAGAGUAUUGACACUUAAUAGUCGUGUGACUGUCAAACGUUUUGAUUUGUUAUUUCUAUAUUUCCUUUUUCCAAGACAUUUGCUGUGGCACUGGUGCACUUGGACUUUGCCUAGCUCAGGUACUCGUAUGUUACAUCAUUUACAGCAAAUUAUCCAACAGCAGGGCACUAGAGCAUUUUUCUCUCGUCUCUGUUUUUGUAUGUGGCAAAUAUAUUCCACCUUGCUCUGUAUGUCGGCUCAGUUAUGUGCUACAUCAAAACCGUUCAUUUAUCACCACAUUAACAUAAUCUACACGUAUGCUCUAUUCACUGCAUGUAUAGCCCUUUAACCCUUUCACUGCCAGAGUGUUUGAUGGAGUUUUGUAAGGUGACUAUAACUUUUGAGUCUGUGGACGAAAUCCUAUGAUGUGACCAUUCAAAUGAAAGCUACUGAGCAGUACUUUAACAUGGUGCUAUUUGUUUGUCAAAAUUUUAAAAAAAGAAAUUUGGAAAGUUGGUCGAAAUUUGCCUUUGGCCACAUUUGGCAGUGAAAGGGUUAAGACCCAAGCGUGAUCACAUCAAUUAUUUCCCAACAAUAUCAAUACAUAAUCAAGAGGAAAGGUUAAAGAAUUAAUAAAAUGAUCAUCAAAGGGACAUUUCUUUGUUCUUUUAUCAAUUUUUUUCAGGAAAUGUAUGGAGAUCCAUCUGUAUGUAGUAUGUAGAGAUUGGGGCUUAAUUAAAGGGGUGACUUGACAGACGCGGCAAAACCGAUUGUUGAAUUUAUGAUUUCAUCUUUCAGAGUGUUAAACGUGUGAUUGGCGUUGAAAUCAUCGAAAACGCUGUUAAGGAUGCAAAGGCAAACGCAGAACUCAAUGGUGAGUGACAGUCUCUUGCAGUUUUCCGUGACUCCAAAACCCACCUUAUGUAGACUGAUUAAUUCUAUCAUCCAGUUGUGUAAGUGUGUUCUCAGCGUGCAAAAAAAGAAGUGUCCGAUAGCCCGGGGCUAGUGGAUUUUGCUAUCGGGCGGGGCUAGUGAAUUCUGUUUUUAACUUGCCCGACGGGCAAGUGAUGUUUUUUGAGAAAAUCGAAUACGAGAAGAACUGUCUAAUCAAUUCUGCUCAUCAAAACGAUUUUGGGGCUAGUUGAAAUGACGUCUGGGCUAGUAAUUGCUAGCUUCAGCUUGCCCAAAUGGCAAGCUGUGAAAAUGAUUUUCUUUGCACCCUGGUUCUGUCGAUACAUUGCUGAGGGUAACCUACAAUGGACUAACAUCUCAUUAAGCGGGGAACUUGUGAGGGAGAGGGGUGGGGGAGCGGGGGGUAGCAAAGGGGGUUAGUGACAGCCUAGUAGCCUGAUCCUCUCACCUUUUUUCCCUUUCCACGCCUGCCACCUGGGCUAUACUUGUACUAUCUUGAACAAAAUACAUGUAGAUGAAAAAUAUAUCUCUCCUCUCCUCUCCUCCAAAUGAAGGAACGGGGUCUUCCAUUCCGUUUCAUCCAGGGCCUAUUUCUACUGAAACCGGGAUUAACUUUGGCCCAGUGGGCGUCAUUGCUGGUGUGGGCUUUUUAAUGCAUUUUGCCCCAAAUUAUGUAAUCGUUAAGAAUGCCACUGAAUAAUUUACCUGUACUGUAUUUACUAUAGGCGUCACAAAUGCUCAGUUUGUUUGUGGUAAGGCAGAGGACAUUAUCGUUGACGUGUUCAAAAACAUGCCACGUAAGACAAAAAUCAUUGGCAUCAUGGACCCGCCUCGUGCUGGACUGCGUAAGUAGAAUUAAGCAACAUUUAAAGCAGACUCAAAGAUUUAAUUAGACCCAAAGCUUUAAGCCACCUUGAAGUUACUGCGAUCCAGCUUCAUUAGAAUGGUCACACUCGAGAAUCUUAGUGAAAUUAUAAAAGUUAAAAGGCGUGAAUGCGUGACACCUCAUUUACUGUACUGCUCAAAAGUACAUUAAUCUGUAGUAAUUGCGUCCAGGCUCCCUCCUCUUGUAUGAACAAUGGAAACUGGAGAGGCCAUAGUAACGAGGUUGUUGUGUAUUUUGUCUCACAGACCAGUCAGUUCUUGCAGCUGUAAGGAAGAGCCGUCGAAUGGAUAAGCUAAUCUACGUGUCUUGCAACCCAAGUGCAGCUUUCGUUAACUUUCUUGAGUAAGAAAUCUGUAUUUUAUGCUAAGGAAUAUUAAAGUAUGGUUAUCUUUAAUGUUUCCCUCCCUAUUUGUCAUGUUGACGAGACUGAAGCUCGUCCCCAACUCCUCCUCCCAAGAAAACUAACCUUAUUGUCGGCUAUUACUGCUGUGCAGGUCUUGUUUGUGUUUGUGUGUUUCUUUAUUGUAUUAAUGUUAUUAGUUCGUACGAGGAAGGAAAAUACAGUCGAAGCUCUUGUAAGCGACUACCGGGCUAAAAAGUUGGAGGAAGGUUUCGGCGUUUUCUCGCUGCUGUGACUGGGGGAAAUGUUUUGUUGGUACUGAACUGUAUAGUGGUUGGUUGCUUAAGUGAGGUGGUCGCAUGUGGAGGCAAAUAAACUGAAUCGUUCUUAGUCAUUGAACUGCACAGAUCGUUUUUAGGCAGGUCUAAUGUGUACUUCUUCUUUCAGUUUGUGCAGACCAACAUCGAAGAGAAUCAAAACAGCACCAUUCAGGCUGGUGAAGGCCGUCCCAGUAGAUCUGUUCCCGCACACCAAACACUGUGAACUGCUGCUGUUGUUUGAGAGGGACAUGACGUCAGUUGACGCGGCCAAGUUUUACAAGUGGUACUACUAA